Molecule: messenger RNA, 1910 nt
Organism: Medioppia subpectinata
Lineage: Eukaryota; Metazoa; Arthropoda; Arachnida; Sarcoptiformes; Oppiidae
Source: the annotation of a GenBank genome assembly
UGUGGUUGUGUUGUGUCGCCGACACUAUCACAACAUAUUGAGUAACAAGAAUCCCAUUAAUCCCUCAUCUCAUCCAGAAUUUUACAAAAUCAAACAUUUUAAUUAAUGUCAGAAUUGAAAUGACUUUCUCUGCAAUAUUCUUGUAAUUCUUUAGGAAUUAAACAAUAAUUUUUGGUCACAAAAAUGAGUUUCGUAUUGAGAAUGAAGUCUCAAUUGAAUGAUGUAUUUUCGCAAUUUGGCAAAUAUAUAGCGCCCACCUAUUAUCACGACAGGUGUGAAAGAUCUCUUCAGAUGUACUUAUAUGUAAUGCACAAAAGGGAAAUCCUGUUAUCAUUAUUAGCCCUAUUAUCUACUUAUAUAUUACUGCUAUUCAUCGGCUUCGCGGGACCUAAUGUUCAUAAAGUGAAUAAGAUAUCGGCCACAGAAAUAUUCACCGAAUCGCAGAUCAACAGCUCGUACACCAAUCGCCUCAUGUCUUCGGGACCAUUCGUCGUGACCACACCUUCGCUCAACACAUACUCUCAACGGCUCUGUCUUUUCCUAACAUUUCACCUGAAGAACGAAGAGGCGUCGGAAGCGUUUCACAAAGACAUUGUCGUCAAAAUGAAAUUGGAUGGCAUCGACUCGUCCAACAAAAACAUAUCAAUCGUUAGCGACAGCUCUCUGUCGUAUCCGCUGUACUGCGGGGGCCGACAGUGCGAACCCAUACAAGUCCUUCAUCUGACUUACAUCGCGUACACACACUAUAGAGUUAACAUAGCUUUCGAUAGCUUGGAAUCCGUUAACAAUAAGUAUGUCAUCGAAGACAUAGUAUUCACGUUUCAGUCGAUCAACACGUCGUUCACCACUCUUUCCAUUUGGUUCCGAUUCUUCUUCCUAUUGAUAGCGUUUUGCGUAAUGUUUUGGUUCACACAUAGUCUCUAUCGGUUCCCAUUCAUCGACUGGUCUCUGGAGCAGAAAUGGACGGCACUUCUUCUGGUGCUACUUCUGGUGACCGACAAUCCCUUCUAUUCGAUGCAAUUCCUGUUCGGGUCAGCGCUUCCACGGCUGAUGGAAAUCGUGUUCCAGAGUUCGCUAAUGUGUGCACUAAUGCUGUUCUGGUUGUGUUUCUUUCACGGCAUUCGUCAGAAUAACCGCUCGCUGUCGCGAUUCUAUGCGCCCAAACUGUCCCUAAUGUUUCUUCUCUGGUUCGUUAUGGUGUACGUCAUGUCCGGUUCGGUCACUAAUCAAUUGGAAAAUCCCAUCUUUGAUGAGACCAAACAUUUCCAGAACUCGACAUUUUUGCAGUUCACGAAUGUACUCUUCUAUCUCCUUCUCAUCCUUUACUUCAUUUAUUUAAUCCUUUUAAUGAUGUCUGCGUUCACUGAACUCCGAUCGAUGCCAUACUUCGACAUUCGGCUUAAACUUCAAGCAUUUUUGUUGAUAUUUGUGGUGACCAUUUCGUUGCUGACUAUCGCGUUGUCCUCUUCCUCAUCAGCCAUAAGCACAAUACCAUUCCUCCAAAUGCUUCCGUUCAGCUAUUAUUACGGAUCUUCGGCCGCAUUCCUGUCUAUAUUCUCGAUCGCCAAUCUCUAUGUCUGUAUUUGUGCCUAUUAUUACAGGCCAUCUCUCAACCAACUCACGGACUGUCGAGUGGUUAGAGACAAUCCCACGCUUUCGAUGAUCAAUGAUUCCGACGAAGACGUUAUCUAUGGCAGCGAUACUGAAGAACCGCUUCAACCGCCGAAACUCAUUGAGACCAAGAAUGACGACGAAGAGAGCGAUUGAUAAUUACUGAUCCAAUUCAUCAACAAAUCUAUAUAACUAUUGGUCUGAAUAGUCGUUGAUAUCCAAUAACUUUUUUUUGUGUCAAUAACUUCUUUGCUUGUUAUUAAUACUUAACUUAAUAUUCAAAAUAUUACUUAAUUUAU